AUGGCGACGCCCUCAGAUCCUCAGGCCGCUCCCCCGGCAGACAACACUACACAGGAAAACGGCACCACCCAGAAAAACGACACUGCACAAGCAAACGCCGGCCCUGAGAACUCCAGUGACGAAGAAUUCACCAUGCCUCUAAUCACGAAUGGACGUCCAUUUGAGGAUGCCUAUACCAAGGCAUUCAACAACAACAGUCUAUGGCGACGAUCUCUCGCCGAAACAGAACCUGAACUAUUCGAGUCCCUUGGAAAAGGCCAAUCCCCUCAGAUUCUCUGGAUUGGCUGUGCCGACUCCCGAUGCCCGGAGACCACCAUCCUAGGCCUACAGCCGGGUGAGAUCUUCUGUCACCGCAACAUCGCCAACAUUCUGGUCAACACAGACAUCAAUUCUCUGUCCGUCAUUCAGUAUGCCGUUCAGUAUCUCAAGGUUAAGCACAUUAUCAUCUGUGGUCAUACCUCAUGUGGUGGUAUUGCCGCCGCACUAGGGAACAAGAAACUUGGCCUCAUCGACACCUGGCUGAUGCCUUUGCGGGCACUCAGACAGGAGAACCUGUCCCUUUUGGACACCCUGAAUGAGACGGAGAAGGGUAUCAAGAUGGUCGAGCUGAAUGUCCGCGCCGGCGUCAAAGUUCUCCACUCCAAUCCUAUUGUUAUCGAUGCCAUGAGCGAGCGCGGCCUUCAGGUCCAUGGCCUCAUAUACAAUGUCGGUACCGGAGAAUUGCGAGAGUUGGACAUCGAGGAGGAGGAAGAAAUCGUCAAGAGCCGCAUUGUGUCCUUCAAAACAGAGGACUAG
Molecule: messenger RNA, 795 nt
Organism: Exophiala aquamarina CBS 119918
Lineage: Eukaryota; Fungi; Ascomycota; Eurotiomycetes; Chaetothyriales; Herpotrichiellaceae
Product: carbonic anhydrase
Exons: 2
Coding region: 1-795 (264 amino acids)
Biological process (GO): cellular response to oxidative stress; cellular response to carbon dioxide; carbon utilization
Cellular component (GO): cytoplasm
Molecular function (GO): zinc ion binding; carbonate dehydratase activity
Source: RefSeq, a predicted model, not a curated record